Messenger RNA from Ricinus communis (castor bean), 753 nucleotides. RefSeq names its product protein NRT1/ PTR FAMILY 2.3. Gene Ontology annotation, biological process: oligopeptide transport; transmembrane transport. The transcript is spliced from 3 exons. The coding region runs from base 1 to 753 and encodes 250 amino acids. Gene Ontology annotation, molecular function: transmembrane transporter activity. NCBI's taxonomy places the organism in Eukaryota, Viridiplantae, Streptophyta, Magnoliopsida, Malpighiales, Euphorbiaceae. The record is from RefSeq and is a predicted model, not a curated record. Gene Ontology annotation, cellular component: plasma membrane.
AUGGUUGGCUUGACACUUGCUGGAUUAGGAUACCUAUCCAACAUUAUUGUUUAUCUUAUUGAAGAAUUUAACUUCGAGAGCAUCAAUGCUGCUCAGGUUUCAAAUGUGGUUACUGGAGGCAACAAUGUAUUUCCUAUUGUUGGAGCCAUACUAGCUGAUUCUUUCUUGGGAUACUUCUCCGCUGUCGCUAUAUCUUCUUGUGUCUCUUUUCUGGGACUGGUUCUUUUGGUCUUAACUGCACUACUUCACUCACUGAGGCCUGCACCUUGUGAGAUAGGGUCAAGAUCUCAAUAUACUUUAGCAACAAUGGGAGCAAACCAAUUCAAUAAACCUGAGCAUCAGAAUACUUUCUUCAUCUGGUUUUUCUUCACUCUGUAUUCUUCUUCUGUUGUUGGUGCAACAGCAAUCGUCAUCAUAGAGGAAGAUGCUAGUUGGGCGCUAGGAUUUGGCAUAUGUCUUGCUGCAAAUUUCAUCGGACUAGUCAUUUUUCUGCUUGGAAAUCGAUAUUAUCGAAAUGAUAAGCCGGAAGGAAGUCCAUUUACAGGCUUAGCUCUUGUAGCGGUUGCUACUAUUAACAAGAGGAACGUCCUGUUAUCAUCUAGGAGCGAGGACUAUUACCAUGAGAAAGAUGCAAAGGAAAAAGAGGCAGCUGCUUCAGUGCUGACAAAGAGCUUCAGGUUUGAAGCUGGAUUUACUGGGUUUUUCUGUUACAUUAAUUACUUUUAUUUUAUACACAAUUUUCUUUCAAAAUGA